Molecule: messenger RNA, 2974 nt
Organism: Dalotia coriaria
Lineage: Eukaryota; Metazoa; Arthropoda; Insecta; Coleoptera; Staphylinidae
Exons: 3
Coding region: 184-2766 (860 amino acids)
Biological process (GO): proteolysis
Molecular function (GO): serine-type endopeptidase activity
Source: RefSeq, a predicted model, not a curated record
ACUUCACCGGUUAAGCACAACGAAUAGUGACUUUAAGGUACCAGAAGAAGACGAAGACGGAACGGGAAACGAGUAUAUAAAAACGCGAGUAAAGACAAAACCGAUUCAGUUCGUGGUGUACUUGGAACUUGGUUGUGAAGAUCCAAAGGAUAAUUGGUGCACAUUCAUAAAGAACAAGAAAGAAUGAAGUUCGACGUGGGAUUUUGCGUAUUGGCAUUGUGCCUAUGCGCGUCGACAAAUGCGUGGUCAUGGGAAGAUAGUCCCAAAGAAGAUACGAAAGUUGAAGAGGUAGUUGAAGUUGAAGAAGCCCCAAUUCAAGAAACAAAAACUUCAACCAAACGUGAAACAAAUGCUACUGAAAUUGAACAAGUAAUCGAAUCUAUCCUGAACUCGGGUCGUCAAGGACGGAAUAUCAAAGGCUACGAUGAAAUCUACACUGAUCCCAGUGUUCAAGAAAUUCUCCAGAAAGACGUCAGUUCGGAUGAUCCGGAAGCCCGUAAUAUAAUCAAAGACCGACUUUGCUCUUUGGGAUUGAUGCAAUGCGAUGAAGCGCUGUCCGAGAAGCGCCCAUACAUUUCCCCAGAAGAAUUGGUUUACGCCCAACCCGUUGAUAUUAAACCUAUUGGUCGUCCCAUUCCAUCCAUUGCUGUCAAGGGCCCAUCUAGAGCUAUCUACUCAUCCCGCCCAGGGUAUCCAUCCAAGAAUGGACCACCACCACCAUAUGGACCACCAAGACCUGGUUAUGGUCCGCCACAAUCGCUACCAAACAGACCACCACAAGGAUUCCCAGUUCCACCAAAGCGUUACAACCCUGGAGCUCCACCAAAACCCUACGGUCCUCCAGGCCCUGUUUUCUCAUCGGAACCAAUUGAAGUAGACAAUCCACCUUUUGAAUUUGAUUCAUCUAGCUUCAUCCAAAAACAAGAAAUCAAGAAGAAAUAUGAAACCCACAUUGGACCAAACGGAGAACCCCAACAACACGUUCACCAUCACUAUCACCAUAACGCUGAUGCCAAUCUUGCUAAUAGCAAAGUACCAACAAUUGUAGUUAACAAUCCACCUCAAAUUUUCAAACCAAGCGAACAGAUUAGCACAACUGCUUUCCUGAAAGAAGAUUACAAAGGCACAUAUGGUGGUCAAUCUAUUGCUAACUACAACGGACUUGGAAAUUAUGCUGGUACCAAACCUGUUGUUGAAUAUCCAGAUCAAUAUAAACAAGGACCUCAGACAUUUGGUGGCACCGGACAAUCAUUGUACACACAGACCAGUUUAGGCUCUUCUUCAAACUCUUAUGGUCAAGGAAACUUUGGUGCAGGCAGUAACUAUGGUUCUGCGUCUAACUCAUUUAAUCAAGGGUCACAAGGAAACUUUGGAUCAACCGGUAACUAUGGAAGUCAAGGAAACUUCGCUUCUUCUUCAUCUGGCUUCGGUGGUAAUGGUUUGUCGAACAGUUUUGGUGCUUCCGUUGGUUCAUAUGGCAGCUCUGAUUUUUACAAAAAGGAAUUGACUGUCGGCGGAAAUUUGAACAAUUUGGGCGGCAAUGGUUAUGACAAAUAUCAAGGUUUGAGCAGUGAAAACUAUGAUUGUAUUUGUGUCCCGUAUGACCAAUGCCCCAACCAAGAUGUGAUUGGACGCAAAGAUGACUUAUAUCUUCCUUUGGAUCCGCGUAACUUAAAAUCUGAUAUCCAAGCUGAAGAAGAACGCGUCAUUACCGAUGGUAAUGGAACCAUGACUACAAUUAAAGUCAAAAAGGACACUGGCUUGAACGUUACUGAAGAAGCUGUUACUGAGAGUAGCAAGAAAACCAAACGUGAGGCCACUACUGAAACAUCUACUGAGAAGGCUAAAGUUGAAGCGAGACAAGCAUAUUUUGGCCAACAACAACAACAACAAGGUGGAAACUGUGGACCACGACACGUUUGCUGCAGAAGACCCAUCCGACCAGUCAUUCCAAACAUCAACACCAAACAAUGUGGUGUCAGACACUCCCAAGGAAUAAACGGCAGAAUCAAGAAUCCAGUUUACGUUGAUGGCGACAGUGAAUUCGGCGAAUAUCCAUGGCAAGUGGCUAUUUUAAAGAAAGAUCCCAAAGAAUCAGUCUACAUUUGCGGAGGCACCCUCAUCGAUCCACUACAUAUCAUCACAGCUGCCCAUUGCGUAAAACAAUACACUUCUCAUGACCUUCGUGUUCGUCUCGGAGAAUGGGACGUUAACCAUGACGUUGAGUUCUUCCCAUAUAUCGAACGUGACAUUAGCUACCUUCAUGUGCACCCCGAGUUUUACGCAGGAACCCUAUACAACGACUUGGCGGUCCUUCGCAUGGACAAACCAGUUGAUUUCGCUAAAUACCCACAUAUUAGCCCAGCUUGCCUCCCAUCGCCUCAUGAUGACUACUCUGGUACCCGCUGCUGGACCACCGGAUGGGGCAAAGACGCAUUCGGAGAUUUUGGAAAAUAUCAAAAUAUUCUCAAAGAAGUAGAUGUUCCAGUGGUUCCACACGGUGAAUGCCAACAGAGAUUAAAACAUACUCGUCUAGGAUAUGACUUCAAACUGCACCCAGGCUUUGUUUGUGCUGGUGGUGAAGAAGGAAAAGACGCCUGUAAAGGAGACGGUGGUGGCCCAAUGGUGUGCGAGCGUGGAGGUACUUGGCAAGUGGUAGGUGUUGUAAGUUGGGGUAUUGGAUGUGGACAAAAUGGCGUACCCGGGGUUUACGUAAAAGUUGCACAAUAUUUGGAUUGGAUCAGACAAGUCACCCAGCGUUUCUAGAUUCAACAUCUCAAUCCACCCUUAAUAUGAUCAACGACUUCAGACAUUUUAAAUCUAAUUUAUUUAUUUAAUCGUUUAAUUAUUUAGUUUAGUUUAAUUUAAAAAUGUAAAACUUCAAACGAGAAGUUGAUGGUACGAUGCGUAAGCAUAGAUUUUGUACUUUGUAUAAUUGAGCAAUAAACGAAUGUUGUGUUACAUAAAAAUAUAA